Messenger RNA from Closterium sp. NIES-65, 2844 nucleotides. NCBI's taxonomy places the organism in Eukaryota, Viridiplantae, Streptophyta, Zygnematophyceae, Desmidiales, Closteriaceae. The record is from the annotation of a GenBank genome assembly.
AUGCUCAUGCGCGCAGCUCAUGCUCAUGCGCGCAGCUCAUGCGCGCUACCAGCCGCCCGUUCGCCCCAAGCCCGUGCUGAGCGCCAAAGGCCCUCGUCGCGCACGUGGCUUCCCCCACCACAGCGCUGCCGCGAGGCCCUGAUAGGGUUCUCCUCUCCCUUCUCCCUGCCCCUCUCUCCUUUUCCCUGCCCCUCUCCUCCCCUUCCUCCUUCCCCCGCUUCUCUCCCCCUCUCCCAUACGGCCAUCCCCUCAGGAGGCGCACUGGCAGCAGCACGAGCAGUAGGGGCGUCCCACUGGCGGCGGCACGAGCAGGGGGGCGAGUGCGCCCGCUUUUCACUGCAGCUGCAGAAAGCACCGGCUGUGCUCGACCUGCCCUUUCCUUUCCUGCACGAUUCUGUCAUCCAGGGGCGUCACACCGUGUGCUCCUUCCUCUCCUCCUCCCUCCAUGCGAGCCCACUGACCCUACACUGCCGUGGAGCAGGGGCGUCACACCGUGUGCUCCUUCCUCUCAUCCCGCCACCUGCAUGCCUGCGGACCCUACGCUGCCCUCUGUGGUCCGGCCAGCUUGCUGCACUCUCUCCCAGCAGCCCAUCAGCCCCUUCCGCCGCCCGUGCUGCACCUGCACCCCCAACGUCUCCCUCUCUUUCCCCGCGCGUGCACCCCACACAGCCCCCUUCCAUCCCGCCUCCCCCCUUCUCCCCGCUCGCCUGGAGCGACUACUACCUCUGGAGGGGCCUUCCCCUCCACUCGCCCGCUGCGCUGCUGCUGCACACGCCACUCACCAUCCUCCUCGCCCUCCACCUGCUCCACCAACCCGCCCCACCCCCUCCUCCUGCCUUCCCUGCCACCACUCUUGCCUCGGACCCGGAGCACACGCCCUCUUACACUGCAGCUGGGAGGGAGCGGAGGGAGGGACAAGAGGGACAAGAGGGACAAGAGGGACAAGAGGGACAAGAGGGACAUGAGGGACAAGAGGGACAAGAGGGACAAGAGGGACAGGAGGGACAGGAGGGACAGGUGCAGCGUACAUGUGCAGAGGGGCAGCGGCACCAUCAAUGCCAGAGUUGUUGUGGGCUGGUCAAGCGUUCUUCCCUCUGCAUCCACGUGGUUGGGGCAGACAGGGAGGCUCAAGAACCAGCCGCACUGGCAGAGCUGCGAGUGCUCCUGCCCGGAGUGGACAUGUGUCUUCACCUUAUUGGCCCCAACAUACCCGCACACAUGCACGGCAAGCGAAUACUCCUUCAGCAUCCUCCCGACUUUGAGCCCCGCGAGCCACAACCAGCCGAGCCACAACCUGCCGAACCACAACCAGCCGAGCCACAACCUGCCGAACCACAACCAGCCGAGCCACAACCUGCCGAACCACAACCAGCCGAGCCACAACCUGCCGAACCACAACUUACCGGGCCACAACCACCAGAAACAGCAGGAGGGGCAGCAGGCGUAGCAGUGCACUUCCACCGCGGCCUCUACCACCACGUGCUGCCCUCCCUUGCCUGCUCGCCACUCACCACCGCCCCCACUUCCGCGCUUGCCACUCCACCCAUCACUGUUGCAAUGCGCCCUUGCAGCCCUUGCACCUCACUACGCCGCCCUCACCACCCGACCUCUCUCCCUCACAGCGACCAGCCCCAGCAGUGUUCGCAUCUCCCCCAGUCAUCCCAUCAGCAGCUUCGGUCCUGCCACUGCCCCACGCUGCUGUUCCUUCCCAACGCGGGCCUGCCUGCCUUCCCCUCCUGGCGAGACACGCUGGUGAGUGCGAGCAAAAGAGGGAGGGAGGGGGGCUGGGUGGGUGGUAUGCACGCUAAGUUGUGGAGCCACGAGGCAGCACAGAGAGCCAGGGAGGGCGGGAGGCAGGAAGGUGCCACAAGGCAUGACAGGGGGCUGCACUGCACCACUGCUCCUCUGCGUCAGCUCAUGCUGUCCCCGUCUUCUCCCUCCCCCCAGUUCCUCACACUGCAGCAGGGGCUGCCAGCGCUGAUCACGAACUUCAGCCAUGAGACAGUAGAGAGGGGUCCGUCCUCAUGCUGCGCGGUGGGCUGCCAGCGCUCAUCACGAACUACAGCCAUGAGACAGCACAGAGGGCUGCACCGUGUGCCCCCUCCCCUUCCUCCCAGUCCUCACAUCAUCGUGCUACCUUGUCCCCCUCCCCCUCUUCGGCCUCCCGCCAGGUCCUCAUGCUGCGCAGUGGGCUGCCAUCAGUCAUCAUGGCCCUCAGCCACGAGGCCGCACAGCGAGCCAGGGAGGCAUGGUAGCGCCACAGGCGACUCAGCCAGCCCUCACAGCACCAUGCUGUCUCAUCUCUCCCCUCACAGCACCAUGCUGUCUCAUCUCUCCCCUCACAGCACCAUGCUGUCUCAUCUCUCCCCUCACAGCACCAUGCUGUCUCAUCUCUCCCCUCACAGCACCAUGCUGUCUCAUCUCUCCCCUCACAGCACCAUGCUGUCUCAUCUCUCCCCUCACAGCACCAUGCUGUCUCAUCUCUCCCCUCACAGCACCAUGCUGUCUCAUCUCUCCCCUCACAGCACCAUGCUGUCUCAUCUCUCCCCUCACAGCACCAUGCUGUCUCAUCUCUCCCCUCACAGCACCAUGCUGUCUCAUCUCUCCCCUCACAGCACCAUGCUGUCUCAUCUCUCCCCUCACAGCACCAUGCUGUCUCAUCUCUCCCCUCCCGUCGGGUCCUCAUGCUCAUUCAUCACGGACUUCAGCCACGAGGCAGCAGAGAGGGCCCGCGAGGCGCUUUGCUCGCUUGCUGCUGAGGUGCAGCAAGGUGGUGGCACGGGAGGGGCAGCGGCGGCCUCUGGUGGUGCUGUGCUGCAGCCUGUCGUCAGCGAGCUGCCAUAA